Messenger RNA from Labeo rohita (rohu), 3013 nucleotides. Its product is annotated as male-specific lethal 3 homolog. The coding region runs from base 161 to 1792 and encodes 543 amino acids. The record is from RefSeq and is a predicted model, not a curated record. Gene Ontology annotation, cellular component: MSL complex; nucleus; NuA4 histone acetyltransferase complex. Gene Ontology annotation, biological process: chromatin organization; regulation of DNA-templated transcription. The transcript is spliced from 13 exons. NCBI's taxonomy places the organism in Eukaryota, Metazoa, Chordata, Actinopteri, Cypriniformes, Cyprinidae.
AACUCUCAAGCAGGGACUUCUCAGGAGGGCGUGAACACAUAAAUCAUCUUCUUUGAGUUUUUUGCGCGCAGCUCUCUCUAUCUUCCUCAGCGACAAGGUAUGCAACGGGUUAAAGAGCGGGGCUUCAGAGUCCUCCUCUCAUGUUAGCCACGAUGAACAAAUGAACUCUUGGGGAAUGAAAUUUAAAUUCCAUAAAGGAGAAAAAGUUCUCUGUUUUGAACCUGACCCAUCCAAGGCCAAGGUGCUCUACGAUGCAAAGGUUGUUGACAUCGCAGCAGUAAAAGAUGACAAGGGAAAAAGAGUCCCAAAGUAUCUGAUUCAUUUCAAUGGUUGGAACAGAAGUUGGGAUCGCUGGGCUGCAGAGGAUCAUGUGCUCAGAGAUUCUGAAAAUAAUCGCAAAUUACAACGUAAACUGGCACGCAAAGCUUUGGCUCGCAUGAGGAAAAAGGGAUGGAAGAAGCGACGCUGUCGUCUACCAGGUGUUAACCCAAUCUUGAAGUCCCUCACUGAAGAGGAAAAGGAGAAGAGUGAUGAUGCUUCUUUGAUCUCGCCAUCUGAUGAUAGUGACAAAGACAUUUCAGACCAGGAGUCCUUAAAAAGUGAGAGUGACUCAUCGGAGGAUAUGAACAGUAUGAGAGAAGAGCAGGAGCCACAGACCAAAAGGGAGAGUGAAGACAAGAGCAUCACUGUAAACAUUGACAUCCCUGAUGUUCUCAAGAAGAAGCUGGAGGACGACUGUUACUAUAUCAACAAAAGAAAGAAGCUGGUGAAGCUUCCAUGCCUGAUGAAUAUAGUAAACAUUCUGGAGUCCUAUGUGAAGCACUUCACCCUAAAUGCAGCUUUCUCAGCUAAUGAGCGCUGUCGGCACCCUCAGAGCUCCACGCAGGCUAAUAUGAGUCCACACUAUAUGCCACCUGAGAGGAACGAGGAACUCUGUAAAGAAAUGGUGGAUGGUUUGAGGAUCACAUUUGACUUUACCCUUCCACUGAUCCUACUGUACCCAAACGAACAAGCUCAGUUCAAAAAAGUCAGCUCCUCCAAGUUCUUCCAGCCAAUUAUUGACAGCGCAACCUGCACCAGCAGAACUUUCAGAGAACGUUCCCCCAGUCCUGGCCAGAAUCCCUCCACCCCCCAGUCCACAGACAGCCAACCAGCUCUGAGUGAAUCUUCCAGUGUCCCUGUCAUUAUGGCGACCCCACCUAAGCGCAGACGCUGUGCCUACCUGGAUUCCGAUGCCACACAAUCUUUGCGUCGCUCAACGCGCAAUACAUCUGGAGGGGAUCGGGCAGCAGAGACUGGGGGCGGAGGCAGCAGCAAUGCCUCUCCUCAACCAAAGCGAAGGCCUGCUGAGGUGCAGGCACCACUACCCAAGUUCUUCCUGAACCUAGAAAAGAAGACUCCCGUUCACAGUGGCUCCUCCUCUCCUUUGCCCUUGACACCCAGCAGGGAUUGCACUGGAGGGCUUUUCUCAGGGCUGGAAACCCAGAGGAACUACGAACUAAAUGAGGUUCUGAGCUGGAGAUUGACGCCAGAUAACUACCCUCAGAGUGACCAGCUUCCCCCUCCUUCUUACCUCUAUGGCGCUCAGCACCUGCUCCGGCUAUUUGUUAAACUUCCAGAAAUCUUGAGGAAGAUGCACAUACCAGAAAAGAACCUGAGGGCACUAGUGAAACAUUUCGAGCUUUUCCUCAGGUUUUUGGCAGAGUUUCAUGAGGACUUCUUUCCAGAGUCUGCAUAUGUGUCUGCAACUGAAGCCCAUUACAGCAUGAAGCAACCACGCUCAGUCUUCUAAGAAUCCUUUAAAGAGAGUUUAUUUUCUGCUGAGCUCCUCUGAACGUCUGGUCCACCCCUGACAUUGAACCUUGAGCUUAUGUUCUUUAUGUUCUUGCUUCAAAUUUUAUAAAUUUCCCUGGAGUGUUUCACCUGGCCAUUUCUAACUAUUAAUUUGCAAUGACAACUUUAUUGACAAUCUUUUUUGCUAUUGUUUAGUUUUUUUUUUUUUUUAAAGCAUUUUGAAUUUAGUUGCGCAAAAUAAUCAUUUUCUUGUUUUCUAGUUUUUCUAUGCUAUAUGAAGCCGCCAUUACCUCAAACUUGUGCUCGUUUUUUUUUUUUUUUGCAUCUAAAAUGGAUCAUCUAACAUUUGCCUUAGUUAUCUUUAUUUUGCUUGUCCCUUCUCUCUCCUUCCUCUGCAUGUGCUUAAAACAAGGAAUUGCACAAAAGCAAGAUGUUUAAUGCACAUUUAUCCACUUUGCCACACAGAAUUGUUGUGGUAACAUUGUGUUAAUAAUGCAUUUUUAUUAUGAGCUCCAUUGAUAAUUGCUUUGUCAUUCAUUCACUCACAAAAUAUAUUUGCUUUAUUGUACAUUACUGUAUAUAAAGUUCUCAGUGGUACAAGGUUUCAUCUCUUUUCUUUCUGUGAAAGUAGGUCAAGGCUGUUUUAUUCAUAUUUUUUUCCAUUAUUCCUAAUAACUAAGUUUAUUAUUCCCAAGUGUUCCUGUUUCUGUGUAUUCUGUGGUGACUUGUCGAUUAUCAAAGCCACAGUUACUUAUUAUGGUGGUGCUUAAUUUCUCAAUACAUUAUUCAAACAUUUGUUUCCAGUGUUUUAAAGACUGGAAAAUACUUGUUUUGUUGCAGCCUUUCAUUGGCAUUAAUUUCAAUUGUUAAAGAACUCUUUAAAAACAGGUAAACUAAUUAUGGAAUCACUUGUGUGUAAACAUCAUGUGCAAAACUAUUUUAUAACGUUUUUGUAUUACUGAAUUUGUAUUUCCACAAAUCUAAAUCUAGAGUCAUGUCUAUAGGUUUGUCAACAUCUGUGAUGACAGGCAAGGUUGUGCCCCAUUCUUUAUUUAAAGUAGCGUUUCUUAAUGGGGAUGCCCUCAGUUUUCUGUAGUGCAGCUGCCAAACCUAUGGAAUGCCAAAGCUGUCAAAAUAAUAAAUAUACAAAUAAAUAUUAACAAAAUAAAUACGUGCAUAAAUAUACAAAGAAAUGCAAAUAAAUAAAUCUCUAAAUUUC